GGGAGGGGUCUGAUUAACUUUAAAAGAGCGCGCUAAUCCCAAGCGAGAGCGUCCUUCCCUCACUUUAAAUACCGAGUCGCACACACUGAGUUCGUGCUUGGACGACCUCUCUCUCUUUCUGGGAUAUGGAUUUCAAUCUAGUUGGGAACUUGCAGCUGUCUAACAAAGAAGUAACAGAAAGAGAACCUGUCGGAGUAAGUGAGCAGGGAAAAAUUCUUAAAGAUGUCAGUGUACAAGUGAGUCCUUCCAGCUCAACUGAGAAGACAAGACUACCUAGUAUUCAGAGUAUAAAUCCUAAGCCCAGUCUCCCAAGUGUGCAGCUACUGAGUAACUCAAAGAAAACCAUCUCUACCCGGAAAGUUUCCAACUGUAGACUUCGUAGACCUUGUAUGGUGAAUGUCAUGGAACUUGAAAUUCCUUCAGCAAAGGAAACUGAUGGAAAUGCUGAAAAGGCUGAAGCAUAUACCAAGGCGCUUAAAGGUGACAAUUCCUUUAGCGGCAAAGGUACCACAAUAGUAGCUCUUAUUGGACGUGAUGCAAUCUAUAUUGGCUCAGACAGUCUUGUUGUUUCCGGGCACCAAGAUGACCUCGAUCAGCCUAGCUACUACCAGCCCCACAUGCCAUGACUCUUCCCAACUCUGUUGCCAUUUGGUUGCGGAAUCCAACAAAUAUUAUAACAGCCUGCUGCCCUUCCCAGCUAUAGAGCCCAAUAGUUGAAGGGAAAUGUUCAUCCUUAUUUUCCUCUUUCUUCUUUCUCUUCCACUCAUCAAUAUACCUCUCACAUGCUGCUUUCACAGUGUAUAUAUUAUCCUCAAUCUCCACUUCAUUUUGUACCGUCCAUAACAAAUCCUGACAUAUAGCAGCAUU
Rosa rugosa (rugosa rose) is the source of this 867-nucleotide messenger RNA. RefSeq lists its product as uncharacterized. Bases 126 to 626 code for a protein of 166 amino acids. The transcript is spliced from 5 exons. NCBI's taxonomy places the organism in Eukaryota, Viridiplantae, Streptophyta, Magnoliopsida, Rosales, Rosaceae. The record is from RefSeq and is a predicted model, not a curated record.